Messenger RNA from Anguilla rostrata (American eel), 2566 nucleotides. Its product is annotated as cilia- and flagella-associated protein 58-like. The coding region runs from base 1 to 2382 and encodes 793 amino acids. NCBI's taxonomy places the organism in Eukaryota, Metazoa, Chordata, Actinopteri, Anguilliformes, Anguillidae. Gene Ontology annotation, cellular component: cytoskeleton. The transcript is spliced from 17 exons. The record is from RefSeq and is a predicted model, not a curated record.
AUGGCAACAGUUUCAGCAACAGGGAACUGCUCCUCCCCGCAGUUCUGCCAGGAGGAAAAUCCCUACGACGAGAACCUGGCCGAGUACCGAAGAGGAUAUGAGAAACUUAUUCAAGCCGCGAACAAGUCCCAAGAGAGCGAGAACAGGCUGCUCACAAAAUGCAGGGAGUUAAAGGCGAAGAUAGUAUCCAACUCUGUCAAAGUAGAUACUGCCCUCAAGUUGACCGAAGACGACGAAUCUCUCGUCACCGUCCUGCAAAAGCCGUGGUCUUGCCUGUUUUCCGCUGGGGGGCUUAAGUUUCAGAAGGACAUCCAGGCUUGCCACGACGAGUGCUCCAGCGAGACCCUGCGGAAGGAGAAGGCGGAGAAGGAGCUGGAGCAGCUGCACGCAGCGGAAGACAAGGAGCACCUGGACAUCAGGGAGCUGAACGCCAGGUGCGGGCAGAUCGAGGAGGAGGAGCGGGGCGUGGAGGAGAAGCUCAGAGCCGACGGGGCUGUCGUCGAGGCCGUCACCGAGGAGCUGGAGGAACUGCGAGCCAAGAACGCCAAGCUCCGGCACGAGAACGAGCAGACUGCUCAGACAGUGGAACACCUGUCCUUGGAGAACCAGCAGAGGACAUCCGAUCUUAAGACCUCGGAGGACCUGGCCGAGGGGCUGAGGCAGGAGAUAUCGCGGCUCGAGCACGCGCGGGAGGUCAACCAGAAGAGGCUGCACCUGACGGAGGACCAGAAGAUGGACACGGAGCAGCAGAGGGACAUGCUGAGGAGCCAGAUCGCGGGACUGGAGAGAGAACUGGAGCUGAACCAGAAGCAGAUGAAGAUUGAUAAGAAAGCCAUUAGGGAACUGAUGCGUGAAAAAGACAUCGUGAACAAGAACCUGAUCAAGGCCGCCACCGCCGCCAAAAAGCAGCUGAACGUGGUGAAGCUCCACGAGCAGUCCAAGAAGAACCUGGAGCUGGAGAUCAAGAACUACAAGGACGAGGCCCGGAAGCAGCAGAAGGUCAUCGCCCAGCUGGAGAAGGAGCGGGACCGCUACAUCAACGAAACCAACGGCAUCCUGGAGGAGGUGCACCACCUGAUGGAGGAGACUCGCGAGAGGGAGCUGGAGAUCUUCGAGUACAGGAAGAAGAUCGCCGACGUGGAGAAGGAAGUCAAACACCAGCAGCACCUGUACGAGGCAGUGAGGUGUGACAAAACCAUCUACAGCAAACACCUCAACGAGAUGCAGGCCGAGAUGACGGACAUGAAGACGCAGCUGAAGAUGAUGCAGUGCGAUGCCGACCAGCUGAAGGAGGAGCUGCACGGGAAGGGGUGCGCCUUCGAGAAGGAAACGCUCGAGUUCCUGGACGUGGAGGACGAGAACAAGCAGCUGAAGGUGGACCUCCACAACAUGAAGGAGCGAGCUCACGAGACGAAGCACGUCAUCGACACGCAGGAAGUGGAGGAGAGCAAGCUGCUCAAGGUCAUAGAGGACACCGACGCCGAGCUGGUCGCGCAGAGGAAGCAGCUGAGCCAGGUAAUCCGUGAGCGGGACAUCCUGGGCCGGCUGCUGGUGGAGCGCAAUAAGAAGGUGGAGUUCCUGUACAAGCGCAUGAAGGUGCAGCAGUACGUGAUGAACAAGGGGGACAUGCACUACAACCAGAUGGUGGAGAACAUCCAGCUGCUGAAGGUGGAGAUCAAGAAGCUGGCCCAGGAGAAGAAGAUCGUGGCCAAGAAAGUGUCGAACAUCGAAGAUCUCCGGCGCGAGGUGAACCUCCUGCAGAAGGAGCUCCUGAAGGAGCAGACGAUGUGCAAAACGCUGGAGGAGGACAUCCAGAUCCUGAAGAACGUGCAUCGAUGGAGGAAGCUCAAGAUCUGUGACCCUGGAACCUACCAACUGAUCCAGAAGAUUCACUUCCUUCAGACGUGCCUGAUAACCAAGUCUAAAGAGCUGGAGGAGACCGAGCUGUUAUUACAGCGGAGGCAGAAGUCGUGCGUGCAGCUGAAGCACGUCCUGGCCCGCCAGCCCGGUCCCGAGGUUGCCGAGCAACUGAAGAUCUACCAGCAGACCAUGAGGGGGAAGAGGAGACAGCUCCAGUCACUUCGAUCGGACGUGAACACUUGCAUGACGCAAAAAAUGGAGCUCAAGAACAAGAUCGAUAUCCUGGACCACGAGCUGAAAAAUGUCACGAACAAGUACAUCGCCAAGAAGCGGCAAGAACUGGAGACCAGCGCGGGCCAGGCACCAGAGAAGGCGUCGUCCCCCCGGACCGCGCCGUCCGUCCCGGACGCCUCCUCCCUGCGCCUCGCGAACAUCUCGAGCGCGGCGCUGAUCCAGCGGAUGGACAGCCUCUCGGCCGGGUGCCUGCGCACGUCCGCCUGCCCCCGCACCUCCGAGCGCUAGCAGCCGCACGUGCCCGCUAAGCCGUGACAGCGUCGCUCCUCCUCACCGGUUUCGGCGUUUUCCCGGGGUGAGAUUGAUCAGCGAGCAGACGCAGGUUCACAGCGAGCUGCUCGCAGAUCCAACCCGCUGACUCGGAGCCAAAGACACCCACUGAAAAUCAGAAUAAAAAACAUGCACUUCGAAA